Messenger RNA from Diaporthe amygdali, 2142 nucleotides. Its product is annotated as transcription factor spt8. Gene Ontology annotation, molecular function: protein binding. Lineage: Eukaryota; Fungi; Ascomycota; Sordariomycetes; Diaporthales; Diaporthaceae. The record is from RefSeq and is a predicted model, not a curated record. The transcript has a single exon. Bases 1 to 2142 code for a protein of 713 amino acids.
AUGGACGACUACGACAAUGAUCAUGACCACGAUUCCAAUGCGAGCUCCGACGACCAGGAGCACGACCAAGAACAACAAGAUGAUAACAUGACCAUGGAAGAUGCGGAUGACAUGGAGGGAGACGAGGAUGAUGCAUUCAACGAGGAAGACGAUGAUCAAGAUGAGGGCGACAACGACGGAGACGGCGACCAGGACCAGGAUCAAGACCAAGAGCAAGACCAAGACGCCGAACAAGAUGGGGAUCAGGAUCAGGAUCAGGACCAGGACCAGGACCAGGACCAAGAUCAAGAACAAGAAGGCGAUCAAGAGGAGGAUACCACCACCCGAGUCGACAGACCCUCACAUUCGAAAUCCAACUCGAUAGACUCCCCUCUCACCCCCAAACUGCGACCAAAGGUGCGACCAGAGGCCAUCACAGCGAGGCUGUAUGAUAUCGUGCCGACCAUGGCCGCCCCUCAAGCCACGUCCAUUAACGCCAUUGCGAUUACGCCCGACCUGCGAUACUGGGUGACGGGUGGGUCGGACGGAUAUAUCCGGAAGUACGACGGCCCAGGCACCAUCAACGGCAAACAGCUGUUGACUGUUGCCCAGCGGCACCCCUUCGUCGACACCGUCACGAAAGCCGGAAUACUCAUGUCAUAUUGGGAGAAUCUUGAGCCGGCUCCGCCCAAUCCCAGGGGCGGUGCCAGCGAUGCUGAUCGCGUCCUGUCUCCUGUUUACAGUCUGGCCGUGCACCGCGACGCGUUGUGGCUGCUCGCUGGUCUGGAGAGUGGUGGGAUUAAUCUGCACAGUGUAAGGCACGAUGAGGGUAAGACAAUACACGUGCUACAAGAGCACAAGAACGCGGUGUCGGUGUUGCAGCUGGCACCGGACGAGAAGAGCGUACUGAGUGGGAGCUGGGACAAGAACAUCCUCGAUUGGGAUCUGAAUACUGGAAAGACGAUUCGCGAUUUCAGAGGCAGUGGAGGACAGAUCUCGGCUAUUGAGCCACGACCCUUGAGCGGCGCGCCGAUCCCCCCAGAGGCAGCGGAGGAACCCUUUCAGAGCGACACUAUGCGGACUAGCACUCGUACCAAUGGCUUUUUCAGCAGCGGACCCGACUCAGGAAUACCCAAUGGAGGGAACAUGACCAACGGCGAUAGCAUGGGAGAUGGUGAAGGAUCCGACCAUGAGUCACUGUUUGGGAGUCCAGCUGGGUCACUCUUCGGUGAUGGCAACAACAACUUGGGCGCGGACAACCCAUUUGGCGGGGACAACGAUAACGACGGAUACUCUCACGCGAUGCUGGAACCUCUAGACGAUGCUCCCCACGGAGACGGUGAUGUCACGAUGGGAGGAGACACGAUCAUGGGCGACGCAUCUCACGAGACGACAGACCAGAUGCAAAUAGAUGGUGCGCCGAGCACGGCACAAGACGCAACACAAGGCCAGCCGGAUCAACCAACCACUUCUGACACAGGAAGCAACCAACAGAAACCACAAGAUGCGUCGCAAACUGAUCCUCAACGGCCGUCAACGGCCCAGACCGAUGCUGACUCAAAGCAACCGUCGAUACACUCACCAACCCUGGUAUUUAACAAUCCUGCGCCAGCCCAAUUUGACCCCACACAGACCUCCGACUCGACCUUCCUCUCAGCUGCCAUGGAUGGUACAAUUAGAAUCUGGGACCGCCGAAUUCCCGCGCCCCUCGCCCGGAUAGGCACUCGCCCAGGCGUUCCACCCUGGUGCAUGGGCGCCUGCUGGUCCCCCGACGGUAACACGAUCUAUGCUGGACGGCGUAACGGCACAGUUGAGGAGUUCAACAUCCACCGCGCCACGUCCAAUUGGCAGCCCGAACGGACACUCAAGUUCCCCGCCGGCAGUGGUGCGGUCUCCGCGGUGCGGACGAUGGUCAAUGGACGGCACCUUGUCUGUGCCAGUCAUGAUAUCCUGAGGCUGUAUGACCUACGAGACAACCGGGCGUUCAAGCACGGCGCGGUGCCGUUCUUGAUCAUCCCGGGACCCCCUAGGGCGGGUGUCAUCUCGCAGAUGUAUGUCGAUCCUACGUCGCAGUUCAUGCUUACUGCCGCUGGAACAAGGGGCUGGGAGGGGAGCAGCACCGAGGUAUUGAUUGGGUAUGAGAUCGGGUGUGUCAACGAUUAA